AGAAAGUCCGAAAUGGAAAAAAUAACUGCGGAAAGGGGGCACCAAACACUCCCGCGCCUUCAUGCCCAAAAAAAAGGGGGGGAAAUCACUAAAAGAUCUACGAAAUCUCACGUGCUGACCGCAAAAAACCCUAGGGUUUUUGGAAUAGAAAGGGGUGAGAAAUGGAGAGUGGAACCGAGAUUUUCAGUAAAGGUUCACUCGUGGAAGUCAGUAGCGACGAAGACGGCUUCAAAGGCGCAUGGUAUGUAGCCACGAUUCUAGAGUCACCGCCCAAGUCCGCCUCCAAGAAGAGGUCCAGGGCUUUGGUGGAGUACCAGGACCUUCUGGUUGACGACGUUGGCUCCAAGCCGCUCACGGAGGUGGUCGACACUUCCUUCCUCAGGCCCCUACCGCCGCCGGAGGCCGACACCAACUUUUGCGUAAACGACAUCGUUGAUGCGUUUUACAGGGAUGGGUGGUGGACUGGCGUGAUCACUAGGAUUUCGGAGGAUUCGAAGUGCACUGUUUUCUUCCAGAACCCUCCCGACGAGAUUCAGUUUGACCGGUCCGAUUUGCGGGUGCAUAAGGAGUGGGUGGACGGCAAGUGGAUCAGACCCGAAAAGCAGAGAACGACAGGAUUGAUUUUUAGCCCAGGAGCAGCAGUAGAAGUGACCCUUAAUGAACAAAGUUCACGUGAUGCUUGGUUCCCUGCAAUUGUUCGUCGAGAAAUUGGGCUAGGCUCAUAUGUGGUGCAGUGCCAGAGCUUAAAAAAUAGUGGUGAAGCUGGGGUUCUGGAUGUAACUGUAGAUAACCUUCAUAUUCGACCAUCUCCUCCACGUUUGGAGGGCAGAAAAUUCGGCCUCUUGGAGAAGGUGGAUGCAUUUUAUGAUUAUGGUUGGUGGAAUGGAAUAGUUACCAAAGUUCUUACGGGUAGGAGGUAUGUUGUCUUCUUCAAGCAUACAAACAUGGAAAAGGAGUUCAUUCACUCGGACCUGAGGCCCCACAUGGAGUGGGUUGAUGGAAAAUGGGUUGGUGCUACACAGGAAGUUUUAGGUACGACAUAUUCUGAUGAACAGUUAGGGCUUGUCCUCAACAAUUCAAACAACACAUCUGUGGGCAUGCAACUUGAAAGUUCAGGCACUGUAAUAGAUGAUGCUGGAGAUAAGAUAUCUCAUUCUACAAGAUUCGAGAAGGACCGGUUGGAGCAACCUGCUACAUACCUUGAAAAUUCAACUUCUGUCAUGACUUCAAACAGGAAGAAAGUGAAGGAGACAACAUCUGGUGAUGAUGCUACACCUUCACGGCCAUCAAAGAAAUUAAAAGAGGGAGAUGUUGCAGAUGCCCCGAUAUCUCAUGCAGUAGGUCAGUUAAGGAUGGCACCAAUUGAAACAUUGAUUCAGGAAGUGCCAUGUGGUUUUGCCAACCCAACCACAGGAGGAACUGGUUCUAAUCAAACAGAGCAACCUGUGGCUGGCAAUCAAUCUUCUACAAAAACUGGUAGUGCUUCUCAGGGAAUGAAAGUCGGAAAUGAACAAAAAAGUAGUGGACUAGGCAAUCAAACACCAAAUUCUGUAAAAAGGAAGGGAAGACCUCCAAAAUCGCAAGUUAAAAUUGCACAACCUUUUCCAGCUGGUGAGGAGGUUAAUACAGUUCAGAAUGCUGAAGGAACUGUAGAAAAGGAGUAUACAACAAAUAAUGUUGACAUGGAUAUGGCUGUAGGAUUACCAUCUAAUGCUGAGGAAGGCACACUAGAUGAAAAUCCUUCUGACCAUCCUAAUGAGGAAUCUUUGAAGGUUAUGAGGGAUCAGAAAAGGCAUUUUGAUGCUACGGCAAGACACAAGAGCAAGGAGAUAGGGAAAAAGGAAGAAGGCACGGUGAGUACUCAAUUGAAGAGGAGAGGAAGGCCACCUAAGAAACUGGAGAAUAGAAACCCAGAAGCUUCAUCGGAAGGAAGAGCACCUAGAGUAUCAUUUAAAAGAAGCCCAAAAGAUUCAUCAGCUGGAAGAGCCCCCAAAUUACCUGUUAAAAGAAGCCCCAGGACUUCAAUGAGGGAGCCUAAAUUGAAACGCCAAAGGGCUUCCGCUGUAGGAACCAAAAUAAAAGGCCCCAAAGCUACAUCUGAAGGAUCUAACUUAAAUAACCAAAUGGAGUUGGAGGCAGGCCUUGAUUUAAAUAGCCUAUAUGCUUCAGCAGCAGGUAAGGAUGAUAAUGAAGUUGGAGGGGUUGCCUAUGAAAUGGCCAUAAAAGAUUGUAAGAUGAAUGAGGUUGAAUUACCUAUGAGCACAGUGGUCGAGUCUUCAGCUAAGAGGGGUUCACAAACUGAAAUUCCUGUUCGACAUUCAAGGAGGGCAUAUAGGAAACGUACCACAAAUCAGAAUCUUCUUGGUAGUAGGCAGAAGAAUGUAGAAGGCAUCAAAAUUAGAACGCCUCGAACAAGAAAACAAAAGCUUCCGGAUGAAUCAAUUGGGCAAGCAUUAAGCAAGCAAUUGGUGAAGAGUUCAUCGAAGAGGGGAAGAAGACGAAGCAUAAACAUAAAUUCUGCGCCUCCAACUCAAGGUGUGAAAAUGUCUUUCUACUGUACAGGCUCUCAAGACGCACUUGGAGAGAAAACAGCUCCACUUGCGGAGAUAGACAGCAAAACAAAACAGGUUGAAAUGGCUGUCUCUGGAGUGCACAGUGUGCCUGAUGAUCAACCUCUGAAAAUGUGGUUUGAGGGAAUGCACAGUCCAGGCGUGGCAGAUAAUUCAAAACUCUCCCCUGGUCAGACUGUGAACCAGUGGAAUGAGGCAAGGGAAAGACCUAGUGAAGUAACACAAUCUCCUAGAAUUGAUCCCACUGGAGAAAUUAUGCUGGACCUGAAUCAAAGCCUCCCCUUUGUGAAAAGCUCCCCAAUUUGGAACACACUUGAGACUCUGGAAGUAUUCCAGAGGAUGCCACAGAAACCACAUUUUCGUCCACUGGAAAAUUGUAAAGAGGAACGUCGGGAAGGCUUAGCCAUUGGUAAUAUGGUGACCUUCUCCACCUUGAUAGAGAAGGUAGCCAAACUCAGAUUUGAUGAUCCUAGAAGCAUCUUUGGUAGCAGCUUGGAAGCACUAGUGGAGCUGGAAAUGCAUGGUUUUGACACCAAGCCAGUGCAGAGUCGCAUAAAUGAGCUGGUCUUCAUUAAAGAUCAGCAAGAACAGCUGAAGGGCAGGACCAAAGAAGUCGAAAAUCAGAUCAUGGAGCACACUCAUGAGAAGACGAAAAUUGACGAAGAAAUAUAUGAGAUAGACAAGAAGAUGAUUGAGCUACAAGAGAAGCGUGCACUGGCUGUGUCAAACAAGGAGAGCAAGGAUUCAGAAAUUGCAGCACUGCUGUCGAGUGUGGAUGCCAUGAAUGAAAGCAUCCAGAGUGCGAGGCAGGAUUUUGAGAGGGUAGCUACUUCCCCAUGGUAAAUGGCAACCCUCGACUCUCGACAGAGCUGAUGUUGCAAGUAACACAUCUCACUAGUAGUGCUAGUCCACAGCUGUUUUUGUGCAUGAAACUAGAUGUAGCCCAUUAGAGUAUCUUUAUUCAUGGUCGACAUAGAUGUUUUUCAUUUGUAGAUGCUUGCUUUGUUGCUUUUGUUUAUUUGUUUUGGUUUCUAAGCUAAGCACUGUUAAAGGUCCUCCAUUUUCUUCCUUUGUUGAAUCAACCCUCCUGUACCAUGUGUGCAAAUUUGGUUAAAUAUUCAAUCCUCAUCCUCUCACCCUAUGCUUAAUUGAAUGGCUUAUUAGGGCAUAAAACUUGCGUGGCAGAUUCUGAUUUUAUUUAAUUAGAUUGUUUUAACCCCAGCGAUUAUGAGUAGACAAUCUUUGGGAUUUAUUUUAUUUUAUUUUUAAAAUUUGCAGUUUUCAAAUUAUGCAAGGCCAAUUAGAUUUUUCAUUAAAAAAAAAAAACAUCCAAAAUGAUGAUGAGCUGUACAAAUGUUUGGCAUAAAAAUAUUACCAGAUUUUUUACAAAUUUAAUAUUACUGUGAAGUUUAUGAAAGAAAUGUUUAUUUCAUUUAUUUUUCGGAGGGGGAGCAUUUACUGUGGGAGGGGUGUUAAAGUCAUUUUCCCUUUUGGGUGGCAGAAAAUGGAAGUUGAGAUGCGAACUUGCGUGACGCCGUUAUCCGUACGAGAAUCAGAGGCCCUGUUCUCCACCCAAUAAUAUAAGCCCACGUGUCCACUCACAGUCGCCACUUCCUAGGCCACUCCUGAUUUCUCCGACGCCGGCCCGACCAUGGUCACGGAGGCGGAGGGGUUGAAGAAGGGAGAGAAGGUGGAGGUGAGCAGCGAAGAAGAAGGACUGCGAGGAUCGUGGUACACGGCGACCGUGCUUCGGCCGGUUACGAAGAAGACCAAGAAAAUCUACGUGGAGUAUCAUACGCUGAUGUCGGAGGAGGACGACUCUAAGCCGCUGAGAGAGUCGGUGGACGCGAUUCUAGUGCGGCCGUACCCGCCGCGGGAGGUGGGCCGGCGCUUCAAGCUCAUGGAGGAAGUGGACGCCUUCUACAGCGACGGGUGGUGGGAGGGAGUGGUGACGCAGGUUCUGGAGAAUUCGAGGUACUCAGUGUUCUUCAGGACUUCGAGGGAGCAGAUCGACUUUCACCAGGUGGAUCUGCGGCUGCAUCGAGAGUGGGUGAGGGGAAAUUGGGUGCCACCGCUGGAGGAAUCUCAGUCGUGAAGAUUUCAUGCAGCAGACUAUGUUCUCAGUGGAAGCUCUUCUCAUCCUUCUUUGUUGCCAUGGAUAAAGCUGCCAUUUUUGCUGCGGAUAGUUUUUCAUGGGGGACUUCUGCCGCAACAUUACAUGUUUCUUUAACAGCUCUAACUUGAUCUCUGUGAGGACCUACUUUGGUAGGUUUUACCUUAGUGUAGUUACUUUUCAAGUUCAUGAAGCAAAAGAUGUGGAAAACCUGGUGUAUUGCCCCUCAAAAUCUUGAUUGAGUUUCUAGUUCUCAGCCUUUUAUGUACUUCCUGUAAGAGAGUAUGCAUCUUUGAUUGGGUACCUGGUAUCCACCCAUAUCAGUAUUUCGAUUCCGAUGUGGUACUAAAUUUUGUUUUUUGGAAAAUGCGAAGUUGUUUGCGCACUGCUUGAA
This is a messenger RNA of Vitis vinifera (wine grape), 5077 nucleotides long. Its product is annotated as DUF724 domain-containing protein 6. The coding region runs from base 162 to 3413 and encodes 1083 amino acids. The transcript is spliced from 11 exons. Lineage: Eukaryota; Viridiplantae; Streptophyta; Magnoliopsida; Vitales; Vitaceae. The record is from RefSeq and is a predicted model, not a curated record.